This is a messenger RNA of Oppiella nova, 1183 nucleotides long. The record is from the annotation of a GenBank genome assembly. NCBI's taxonomy places the organism in Eukaryota, Metazoa, Arthropoda, Arachnida, Sarcoptiformes, Oppiidae.
AUGUAUUUCACGUCAACAAACUCGUCGACCCCGAAGUGCGAGCCCUCCCGUCCCAGUCCUAGCGGAGAGAUACUGUCCACUCCGUGGCCGCAGAAGAUGAUUAUGUAUACGAAAGAGGCCAUCGGAGUGGUAGCCAUCAUAACGCCCUGGAAUUUCCCGAACGCUAUGAUCACUCGGAAGUUGGGCGCAGUAUUGGCCGCCGGCUGUACGGCAGUCAUACGCCCGUCAGAGGACACCCCGUACUCGGCGCUGGCGAUCGCCAAACUCGCCGAUGAGGCCGGCAUUCCCAGGGGUGUCGUGAAUGUGAUCCCAUCGACAAAGGCGCCGGUGAUCGGCAAAGUCCUGUGCGAGUCGCCCGACAUCAGCGCCAUAUCGUUCACGGGCUCGACGGGCGUCGGGAAGAUUCUGUUGGCACAGUCGGCGUCGACCGUCAAACGCAUGUGUCUCGAGCUCGGGGGUAACGCCCCCUUCAUUGUGUUUAAAUCGGCCGAUUUGGACAAAGCUGUCGAGGGGUGUAUUGCCUCGAAGUUCAGGAACGCGGGACAGACCUGCGUUUGUGCUAAUCGUAUAUACGUUGAGACCCACGUUUACGACACAUUUGUGGCCAAAUUGGCCGACAAAAUGGCCAAAGAGUUGGUCGUCGGCGACGGCAUCGACAGCCAGACAACUGUCGGUCCACUCAUUAACGCGAAAGGCGUCGAGAAAGUGAAACAACACGUGGAGGACGCCGUGCGAAAGGGCGCCAAAGUAUACACCGGUGGACACCAUCUUAAGGGCAACUUCUUUGAGCCGACAAUCGUUACGAAUGUUAACAACGAUAUGCUGUUCAGUCAGGAGGAGACGUUCGGACCGUUAGCUCCGAUCUAUCGGUUCUCCAGUGAGGAGGAGGUGCUGGCGCUGGCAAAUGGGACGCGGGUAGGACUGGCCGCCUAUUUCUAUAGCAAUGACUUGGCGCAGGUAUGGCGCGUCGCCCGCCAAUUGAAAGUCGGAAUGAUUGGCGUGAAUGAGGGACUCAUAUCGACGUGUGAGGCGCCCUUCGGAGGGGUCAAGGAGUCGGGACUGGGACGGGAGGGCUCGCACUUCGGGGUCGACGAGUUUGUUGACGUGAAAUACAUUUGUUUGGGCGGACUAUGAGUCGCCUCCCAAACCGAUUAUACACUUGUUAUCAAAACUAUAUGUAAUG